GAAAGCAGUGCACUGCCGGAGCCUGCCUGCCGGGAGAGAGACACACACAGACACACAGGCUGCUGCUGCUACUGCGCGUAAAGAGGAAGAGCGGAGGGAGAGGAGAGGAGAGGAGAGGGCUGCAGCGGAGAAACGCACAGCUUUUCAGGAGGAGGAGAAGUGGAGAGGAACCACGUUUAUUUUCUCCGGAGUAGUUUUACGCACGGGAACUGGAUCUGCGCCCUAUGAGAAAUACAUUUUUCAUUUGCCUGAGAACUAACUGCUGUUGGGGAACAUUAGAAAUGAGAAUUUGCCAUUUUUGAAUAGAGUUGUAAGGGAAGGUUUAAAGAUAUUUAAAGACCCCUUUUGUUUUACAUUUCGUUAACUUAUUUUCUUACGCUCCUUCUUGUUCUUCUUAGUUACCAAGUUAGAUUUUUUUUUCUUUUUAAUUUGAGUGAUUCGCCUGCCAAGAUCUGCUCCAACACGCGUUUUGACACUCGGGUGGACACUGUUACCCGGACAGUUCGCACCAACAUGGAUUUCGCUGGAAUAAAACUGUGUUUGCAGUUCAGGUCCGCCAAAUUUUAAAUUACGUUGCAUUAACUGCGGUUUUCUGGCGACAAGAAGCAGUGCCAGCAACUCAUAUCAACUGUGUACAAGAGCCGAAGCCGUAUUUCUGGAAAGCCGCAACCCGGCGUUUGGAUUGUGAUUAUUGCCUCUGAAGGAACUGUGGAAAAGGACGGAAAAGUUCAGAACCGGAACACUUUAUUGUUUCAGACAAACCAAACUGAAGGAGGGUGUUUUAAAUUUUUCUUUUGGUUUCUCAACGCCUUGAGGGAAAAGAUGUAUUCAUGUUUAUGGCUGUGUGGAUGUUUUCUGCCGCUUCUUUUGCCUUCAGCAGUAAAAGCUGAUGAAGGAGCCUCUGAGCAAUGCGGCGGCUAUUUAGAUGCCAGCGAUGCCGGCUACAUCACCACCCCUGGCUACCCGCUGGAGUAUCCACCUCACCAGAACUGUCACUGGGUCAUCACAGCCCCGGAGUCAUCACAGCGCAUUGUCCUUAACUUCAACCCACACUUUGAAAUGGAGAAGCUGGACUGCAGAUACGACUAUGUAGAAAUUCAUGACGGGAACUCGGAGUCAUCCGACCUGCUAGGAAAGCACUGCAGCAACAUCGCCCCUGCACCAAUCAUAUCGUCUGGCCCAUCUCUUCACAUCAAGUUUGUGUCAGACUACGCUCAGCAGGGGGCAGGCUUCUCGCUGCGCUAUGAAAUCUACAAAACUGGCUCAGACUGUUCUCGUAAUUUUACCAGUCCCUCAGGCCUCAUUGAGUCCCCAGGCUUCCCUGACAAAUAUCCCCACAACCUGGAGUGCUCCUUCAUCAUCAUUGUGCCACCCAGCAUGGAUGUCACCCUCACCUUCCUGACCUUCGACCUAGAGAACGAUCCCCUGCCAGGCAGUGAUGGGGACUGCAAGUACGACUGGCUGGAAGUAUGGGACGGACUCCCUGGAGUUGGCCCUCUAAUUGGCCGAUACUGUGGGACCAGGGUACCCCCUGAAAUCCAGUCAUCCACUGGGAUUCUUUCACUGGCCUUCCACACUGACAUGGCUGUGGCUAAAGAUGGCUUCUCGGCUCGAUACAACAUGACACACAAGGAAGUCAGCGAAACUUUCCACUGCAGCAAUGCAUUAGGUAUGGAGUCAGGAAAGAUCACAGAUGAGCAGAUCAUGGCUUCUUCAAGUUUCCACGAUGGAAAUUGGCUGCCGCGUCAAGCCCGGCUCAAUUAUAAAGAAAAUGGGUGGACGCCUGCUGAAGACAACAACAGGGAGUACAUACAGGUGGACCUCCAUACUCUAAAGGUCCUCACAGGCAUUGCCACUCAGGGCGCCAUCUCAAAGGAAACUAAGAAUGUUUAUUAUGUUACCACCUUCAAGCUGGAAGUGAGCACUAAUGGAGAAGACUGGAUGAUCUACAGGCAUGGGAAGAAUCACAAGGUAUUCCAUGCCAACACUGAUGCCACAGAGGUGGUUCUCAACCGGAUCCCUCAACCGGUCCUGACACGCUUCGUACGAAUCAGACCUCAGACGUGGAUGAACGGUAUUGCACUACGGUUCGAACUCUACGGCUGUCAGAUAACAGAUGCUCCUUGCUCAGAGUUGCAGGGCAUGCUGUCUGGGCUUCUCCCUGACUCCCAGAUCUCUGCGUCCUCCAUGAGGGACAUCCACGGCUCGAUGGGGGCGGCUAGACUUGUCGCCAGCCGUUCGGGUUGGUUUCCUAACCCGACACAACCUAUAGCUGGCGAGGAGUGGCUACAGGUGGAUCUAGGUGUGCCCAAGAUGGUCCGAGGCAUAAUAACUCAGGGUGCAAGAGGGUUGGAGGGCAGCUCGAGUGCUGACAACAGAGCUUUUGUGAGGAAGUACAAACUAGCACACAGCUUGAAUGGCAAAGACUGGAGCUACAUCAUUGACAGCAAAUCGGGGUUUGCUAAGAUUUUUGAAGGGAACAGUCACUAUGAUACCCCAGAAGUGCGGAGGUUUGAUGAGAUUGUCACCCAGCACAUCAGAGUUUUCCCAGAGCGAUGGUCACCUGCUGGGAUCGGCAUGAGGAUGGAGGUUCUCGGCUGUGACCUGCCUGAAAUCACCACUCUGCCCAACACGGUGAGCCCCACCACUCCCAGACUGGAACAGACAACUUCUGCAAUGAGAUCAGCCACAACUCCGUCCCUGUCGGCCGUGUGUGACUUUGAGCAGAGUUUGUGCGGCUGGUCGGCUGAUCCCCACUCAGGUGUGAGCUGGUCUCUGCACACAGCCGGCAGUGGCUCAACUGGACACAACUCUCAUGGGACAUGGCAGGACCUGUCACUGGGAUCAGACAAUUUCUCAGGGAACUACCUCCACCUGGAUGCAGGGGCCCACACCCAGCGCAAGAAAGCCAGACUGCUGAGCCCCGAAGUGGGUCCAGAACGAGGUCCUCUCUGCCUUCUGUUCUACUAUCAGCUCCAGGGGGAGGCACAGGGGAGCCUGAGGGUCCUGCUGAGGGAAAACGACCUGGAGGAGACCCUCUUAUGGGCGCUAAAAGGCGAGCAGGGGCCCCACUGGAGAGAGGGCCGUACCAUCCUUCCCCAAAGCCCCAGAGAGUAUCAGGUGGUGUUUGAAGGUUUUUUUGAUCACCCAACUAGAGGCCACAUCAGGAUAGACAACAUUCACAUGAGCAACAACAUCGAACUAGAGCAAUGUGCACAGCCUCUCCCUGCUUUAACUUCAGGCAUUCCCAGGGGUGCCAUAUCUGGACUGAGGCCCACUGUAGCCACAGUGAUGGUGCAUCCAGUCCCUGCCUACUGGUACUAUGUGUUGGUGGGAGGCAGCGCCCUCUUGCUCUUGAUAGGUGUGACUGUGAUGAUCAUUCUCUGCUGCCAACGCAACCAUUGGAUGAACAGAAAGACCAAAAGUGGCCACCACCAUCAUCAUCACCAUUCAGUGAUGUAUCACAACAACCAACCAGCCUAUCAGCAAGGUCCAGAGAAUUACUACCAGUGUCAAAACCCCAGCUGUAACAUGAUCUGCAGCACCGACCAGAACCACCUUUUUCCAGGAACAGAUUCAACUCUGGAACCCAGGCUCAUCAUAACGCUGGAGAAAGACGACAGCUACAGCUCCCGCUGCUGAAAUGACUGGACUUAAGUGAGUCAUGCAGUUUCAAAAGGACAAUAUGGUCAAAUAAAGAGCUAAGAGUCUGAACCCUUCCUUGAAAGAACAAGGGACUCGGCAUCAACAACACUGUUCAGCAAGAGGAGUCUUCAUGGUGGAGUUGCUUUAGCUCCUCUUGCUAAUAAUGGAUCAGUGUAUACCUCUGAGUUGGUGCCUGAGGUGAAAGUCCUGUCCAGGAAGAUGGAAAAGCUUCAGUUUCUAGUUCUAAUGUUUCAACAUAGUGAUUUUUGAUGUCCUUCACAAUGUUGUUCAGUCUAAAUUAGCCUAGAGAUUAAUUGGAUCGUCAUUUAAGCAACCCAAAUAUCCGUUACCUAACAAAGUUUUGGAAAGACUCUGCAUGGAUAUGCAAUUAGCAAUGUCAGUGUUCCUCUUUUCUCAGAGAGAUUUACACACGUUUGAUGGAUGCAUUUUAGGGUCUAGGGGUCUUAAGGAAGCUGAAGUUUAUUUCUCCCCAUGCAUCUAGGAAUCUGAGAAGAGAAAAGGACAGAAGACUGUGGAGAGUAUUGGUGUGACACACAGGAACUGAGCCUUAAGGAGAUGAAUCCUGCUAUAAAAAUGCCAAGCAGUAAAUGCACGGACUGUCUUGAAAACUUUUCAAGCCUCAUGUUAUUUUGCGUGCUUCUUUUUUGUUCAUCAAACCUUGGAUAUGCCUUUAAUAAAAAUGUGCUUUAUAGCUUUUACCUCCUUCUACCCAUAGUUUGAGGAAGUGCUUCAGUGCCAAAUCAAAAUGUGGAUGACUUCCGUAUGUUGCCUGGAUCUUGUGCCUGUUGGUUAAUGUUUUAAAGUAAAACUCAAUGUCAAUGACUGAGUGAAUGAAAAAACACUGAAUUCAAAGGAAUGCUUUCAUUCUGGUUUCUGUGCAACUGUGUGCAACAAACUUAAUAGUUUUUAUGGAUGCAUACUCACAGUUUCCAGGUCUGCUUUAGUUCAAGAAAUGAGACCAAACAUGCUGUGAUGAAAAGGACUCUUUCUUGUUUAGGCUGAGUGUCCAUUAAGGAUUCAUUUCUCAGAGCCAGCUCCUUUUUGAAAAAUGUCUUAGUAACAACUAUAUCAACGUCCAGAAACUCAAAUUUGCUUUUUGUGAUGUGUAGCAACUCUAGGUGUGUUAAGGCAACCAACCUCAUGGGUAGAGAUAUGAACAGAAGCUUUAAUAGUGUCUUUCUGGUUAUAUAUAAAUAAAAGGUGAGUAGUUGUGCUCAUAUUUAAAACUGUUUGUUCAUCAGUUAUUUAAGAAUUCCCACCAACAUGCCUUUCUCUCUCAGAAGAAUACUAUUUGGACACAUUCCUUUAAUAAAGGCCUGGAGAAAUCUUUAUUGAUUUCAUAUAAGUAAAUGUAUGAAUAUAGUUGAUCUCAA
Messenger RNA from Girardinichthys multiradiatus, 5039 nucleotides. RefSeq names its product neuropilin-2-like. Bases 823 to 3642 code for a protein of 939 amino acids. Gene Ontology annotation, biological process: angiogenesis; axon guidance; vascular endothelial growth factor signaling pathway. Gene Ontology annotation, molecular function: semaphorin receptor activity; vascular endothelial growth factor receptor activity. The record is from RefSeq and is a predicted model, not a curated record. The transcript has 17 exons. Gene Ontology annotation, cellular component: membrane. Lineage: Eukaryota; Metazoa; Chordata; Actinopteri; Cyprinodontiformes; Goodeidae.